This is a messenger RNA of Penaeus monodon (black tiger shrimp), 2057 nucleotides long. RefSeq lists its product as uncharacterized. NCBI's taxonomy places the organism in Eukaryota, Metazoa, Arthropoda, Malacostraca, Decapoda, Penaeidae. The coding region runs from base 275 to 850 and encodes 191 amino acids. The transcript has 4 exons. The record is from RefSeq and is a predicted model, not a curated record.
UCCACAAGGUUGCUCGUCCGACGCCAAAAUAGAUGACACUUCAAAAACACUUUCGAAGCCUCAGUGUCGUCUGGGUAAGGUUCGAAGGUCGGGAGCGGCGCUGCCAGUACGGACUUGUGGCUUGGAGUAAGCGGACCUCUCGUCUGACAGCUGCCUGACGCUCUGCGCACCUUUUUCUACGGUCGAAAAAAAGCAGAUAGACCCCAGCCAGCCAGUUUGCCAGACGCAAGGCGAAGCCAAAGUCAGCCGGCCGCACAGACAAACAGACGCAGCCAUGCCUCGCUCCUACCUCAGGCCUCGCGCCCGCCCUUACGCCUUCAACACUGACUACUACUUGAACUUAUCGAAAUCCUCGGGAAGCACCAUCGAGUCGGAGAAAGUCGAAAUCACCAACCAGUCCGAUGCUCAGUCGCUCGUCGAGCGCAUCAAGCACUCGCCUCCCCGAGAAGUCCUGUACAUGGACCGCGCCUUCAGUGAGCCUCGGUUCGUGGGCCGCGCCCGUUCGAGCAGCUAUGAGUUCGAGCCCUUCGUGAGGCCGAGCUCCCUGGAGGAAGGCGACGUCAGGAUCGUGACGCCCUUGCACUACAAGCACCCCUACCGCCUGCCUGUCGAGGACGAGCGGCGGAGAUGCUGGCUAGUAGACCCCGUCUGGUUCCCGAACCCCUGGGCGUGGGACAGCAUCUGGGUACCCCCGCACGAGAACCGCUCCCAGCCGCACUUCGGCUACGAGGCGUACCGCCAGCUCAUUUUGAAGUACCUCGAGCUCAGGAAUCGCAAAUACACCGUGGUCCUCCGGCUCUGUCCGCUCCACAAGCACCUCGUAGAUGACGGCAACGGUGUCCUUGUUUAACGACUGCGUGAUCUUGCCAACAGGUGAAAGAAGAGCCCCGAGUGACGCUGUCGAAGCUCCACCCGUACCGCCUGCCCGUCGAGGACGUCCGCGUGCCCCCGCACGAGAGCUCCGAGUGGCCUGCCUCCGUGCCGCACUUCAACCUCGUCUCCUCCUACGACCUCAUGGUCAAAUUCCUCGGCAUUGGCUGCAAAGAUUGCUAACGAGGGGCGGUGGUGUCAGCUUGUGAAUGUGGGGCAUGAUGGGGUCAAAUUUGUUCAUGAGGGGCAUGAUGGUAUUAAUUAUGUUUAAAGGGGGGCAUGAUGUUGUCAAAUUUGUUCAUGAGGGGCAUGAUGGUGUCAAAUUUGUUAACGAGGGGCACGGUGGUGUGCCACUUUUGUUAAGGAUGUCAAAAUUGUUAAUCUAGGGCCUGUUUUUUUUCUUCAUCUUCCUCUCAUUCUCUCUCGAUAGCAAUCACUCUGCCUCGCAUUCUGUCUGUCUCUCUCUAUCUCGUCAACUGUGGGCCUGUGUGUAGAUUUUUUUCAUUCUUUCUUCUCUUUCUCUCUCUUAUUCUUCUCUUCCACCAAAAUUUAUGGCAAUGUUUCACAAGACAGGAGAGGGACAAAGGUCUUCUUUGUUGUUCUUGUGAUUAUGUAAAGGAAAUUUUGACGGAGAAAUGUGCGAAAGUUCCAGUCAUGCAUAAUCAUGAAUACAGGAAUAUUACCCUGCAUUUUAUUCAAGAUCAGUCGUCUUAUAUGUAAGAAAUGUUAUCUGUGAUCAAAGAAUGUAAAGCACAAAACGCACACAAAAAUUAUACAUAUAUCAAUGAAAGGUAUUUCUUUUUGUUUUAUUUUUUCAUCAUUCUUUUGUUCAUACUUGCCUACCUUCGCCUAUCCAUAGUUAUCAUGAAUUGUCAGUUUACACUGAUGGUCCCUUGUCUAUCAUAAACAAAAUCUUUGGAAUGUAGAUUCCAGUUUGAUUUUUUCGCUUUGUUCGAUCAUAUAGUCAUUUUUUCUCAAUAGCAUUACUAAUUUUUCUAUGUGAUAUUAUUAUGACCUUUAUCAUCCAUACCAUUUUAUAUGCUUCAGUUCUGUGAGCUGGUUCCAUGGUUGGUUCCAUACCUGGUUCCUUAGCUGGUUCAUGGACAUUUGGUGUACGUGUGAACAGAGCUUAUCGCACUAAUACACAUGUACAUGCUGAUCUGAAUAAUAUAAUGAUGUUGUAUACA